AUGUGGAAGAGAUUACUACUUGUUAACAGACUGGCUAGGACUGUUACACCUUUACAUAAAGUACCAUAUAAUGAACAACUGGUAAAAAAGGAAAAAGUAAUGAGGAGAGUUUUAAAGAAGAUUUACAAUAUAAUAAAACACAACAGGAAAAGUUCGACAGAAUUUUUAGAUAACCAAGCAGAGUUAAAUAGUGGUCAAAUAUGUGAAUUUCAAGAAGUAAAACCUUCACCUGUAACAGAAGGAUAUCGUAAUAAACAUGCUAUACUGAUUGGUUUCGAUGUCAACAAAAAUAUUAUAGCAGGGUAUCCAUUACAGAAACAAAAUGAUGAUCAAAUCCAUGUUAAAGCAGAUAAAUUAUGUAUUAUAUCAGAUCAUCAUAAAUAUAUCAAUCAGUUAUUAGAAGAGUUUAUUAAGAGACCACCUCUACCAGCUGAGGAAUAUAAUGGAUUAUGGAGAUCAGGUUCAGUAAGAACUACUACUACCGGUGAAACCAUGUUAACAUUAACAGUUAAUCCAUAUCUUCUUUCACAGGAAGAUUUAGAAAUGGCUAAGAAAAGUUAUAUAGAGUAUUUUACUGAUGGAAAUGGAGCCCAAGCUAACAUUCACUCUCUGUAUAUGGAAUUAUGUUCUUCACGUAUACCACGACAUGCCAAUUCCCAGCUUCUACAUCUAAGUGGACAGAAAUAUAUAACAGAGAAACUCAAUGAUAAAGAGUUUAGAAUAACUCCCUAUUCCUUUUUUCAAGUUAAUACCCAUUGUGCUGAGGUCUUAUAUAAUAAUAUUAGUGAUUUGAUCAAUAUUAAUUCUGGUACAACUCAUCUACUAGAUAUGUGUUGUGGAACAGGAACUAUAGGAAUAUUAUUAUCAAAUUAUGUAGAUCAAGUUUGUGGUAUUGAAGUUAGUAAAGAAGCUAUAGAGUGUGCUAAAGAAAAUGCCCUCUUAAACGAUGUGAAGAAUAUAAAAUUUGUCUGUGGUACUGCAGAAGAUGUAUUAAACCAACUUAUUUUAGAGGACUCUCCAGUAUUAAAGGCUGAUAAUUUAGUAGUUGUACUAAAUCCUGGUAGACUUGGCUUUAAAUCAAAAUUUAUUAGAAGAUUGAGAAGAAUAUCGGCAAUAAACCAUUUUAUAUUCGUAACUUGUAAACCAUCUGGUGUUAUAAUACAGAACCUAGUUCAGCUAAUGAUGGACGAUACAAAAGGAAAUUUAGGAGAACCAUUUUCACCUCAAACAUCAGUAGCUGUUGAUUUAUUUCCCCAUACAAAACACUGUGAAUUAAUUAUAUCAAUGACUAGAUAA
This is a messenger RNA of Lottia gigantea (owl limpet), 1296 nucleotides long. RefSeq lists its product as hypothetical. NCBI's taxonomy places the organism in Eukaryota, Metazoa, Mollusca, Gastropoda, Lottiidae. Gene Ontology annotation, molecular function: RNA methyltransferase activity. The transcript is spliced from 12 exons. Gene Ontology annotation, biological process: RNA processing. Bases 1 to 1296 code for a protein of 431 amino acids. The record is from RefSeq and is a predicted model, not a curated record.